AUGGCCGCCAAACAGCAAUCGAAAGAGCUCAAUUUGUUUGAGCAAGGACAAAAGCUUAUAGAGAAAGGUCAGAAGUUAUUGGUGCAAGGUCUCGAGAACGCAAGAAAAGAACAAGCAGCAAUCGAGGAAAUAACAAAAACAUUGAGUGUCGUUCACUUCUCUAGCACUGUCAAGCUAAAUGUUGGUGGUAGGAUUUAUAAAACAACUCUGGACACUUUGAGAAAGGAUCCAGAUUCCAUGCUGAGUGCGAUGUUUUCCGGAAGGUUCGAGUUAAAAGCUGACGAGGAAGAUGGAGCAUAUUUUAUUGAUCGUGACGGUGAACUCUUCAGGAUUGCAGAGUUAAUUGUUCAGAAAAUCGAAUUUGAAAAAGUUGUGCGUGGAAAUCCGUCUGAUAGUCAAGUUUAG
Molecule: messenger RNA, 405 nt
Organism: Stylophora pistillata
Lineage: Eukaryota; Metazoa; Cnidaria; Anthozoa; Scleractinia; Pocilloporidae
Biological process (GO): protein homooligomerization
Molecular function (GO): protein binding
Source: RefSeq, a predicted model, not a curated record